UCGAGCUGACAAAUUGCAGACACGGUCGAGUGCGCAUCGGAACGGCGCUUCACGGCUUACGGGUUACGGACUACGAAUUGCCGAUUACGGGCUUCGACUCACUUACGGUUGCGCUUACAGUUGCGUGGAGUGUUUGCUUGAUUACCCGACUAGCAAGAUUCCAGUUCAAGUGUCGCAAGUUCAAGUGCGAUUUGGCAAAUUGUUGGACUUAUUUAAAUCGAAGUGCUUCUCAAGUGGCCAAGUGAUCGCACUGCGAGGAUGUUGCAGCACCACCAGCAGCAGGCUCAAUCGGGUGGCUACUACGAUCACUACACUCAGUCCCCCAGUCCGGGCAGCCUGACGAACGCGGAUGCCCUGAACACCACUCCGUUUUCGGUCAAGGAUAUCCUGAACAUGGUCAACCAAACGGAGGCCUACGAAGGUUCCUACGGGCAUAUCGAUGGCGCAGCGACUGCCUCGGCGCUCUUCGGCGCCGGUGAGUACCAGCAUCCCCACCAGUACCUCAACCACCAGCAGCAUCAGCAAUCCGAGCUGCCGAUUGCGCAGCAGCAACUGCAUCACCAGCACUUGGACGAUGGCACCACCACAUCGUCGUCCCUAUCGCCGCUCUUGCCACCCCCGCCGCACCAGCUGUACGGCGGAUACCAGGACUACGGUAUGCCCGCCCACAUGUUCCAGCACCAUCACGGACAUCCCCAUCAGAGUUUCCAGCACUCCGCCUCGGCCUACAACAUGUCCGCCUCGCAGUUCUACGCCGGCGCCUCGGCCACGGCCUACCAGACCCCCGCCACCUACAACUACAACUACGCCGGAUCUGGUGAGGUGUACGGCGGAGCCACGCCCUCGGCGGUGGGCAUCAAGAACGAGUACAUACCCACGCCCUACGUCACGCCCUCGCCCACCCUGGACCUCAACAGCUCCGCUGAGGUGGACAGCCUGCAAGCUCAAACGCAGAAGCUGUGCGUCAAUCCCCUGUCGCAGCGACUCAUGGAGACAGCUAGCAACUCGUCCUCCCUAAGGAGCAUCUACGGUGCAGAUGAGGGCGCCAAAAAAAAGGAUAACAGCCAGGUGACCUCCUCGCGUUCCGAGUUGCGAAAAAACAGCAUCAGUGGGAACAGCAACCCGGGAAGCAACAGUAGUUCGACCAAGCCACGGAUGAAGCGAAAGCCUCGCGUUCUCUUUUCCCAGGCACAGGUCCUGGAGCUGGAGUGUCGCUUUCGACUCAAAAAGUAUCUGACGGGUGCGGAGCGCGAGAUAAUCGCCCAGAAGCUCAACCUGUCGGCCACCCAGGUGAAGAUUUGGUUCCAGAAUCGUCGCUACAAGUCGAAACGUGGCGAUAUCGACUGCGAGGGCAUCGCCAAGCACCUGAAGUUGAAGUCCGAGCCCCUGGACUCGCCCACUUCUCUGCCCCCGCCGAUUCCCAACCACGUGAUGUGGCCCCCAACCAUGCAGCAAUCGCAGCAGCAGCAGCAUCAUGCACAGCAGCAACAGAUGCAGCACAUGUAGUGGGCAUCUCGCAGGACGAAGGAUUCGAGUCUCUAAUUUAUUGCAGUUUCAAGCAGAAUAUAUGUUGUAGUGUAAGGAAAACACCUCAUAGCUCUAGUUCUUUGUUUUAUGUAUAU
Messenger RNA from Drosophila sechellia, 1622 nucleotides. It is a transcript of the gene tin, whose product is annotated as tinman. The coding region runs from base 259 to 1506 and encodes 415 amino acids. The record is from RefSeq and is a predicted model, not a curated record. Gene Ontology annotation, cellular component: nucleus. Gene Ontology annotation, molecular function: DNA-binding transcription factor activity, RNA polymerase II-specific; RNA polymerase II cis-regulatory region sequence-specific DNA binding. NCBI's taxonomy places the organism in Eukaryota, Metazoa, Arthropoda, Insecta, Diptera, Drosophilidae. Gene Ontology annotation, biological process: cell differentiation; regulation of transcription by RNA polymerase II. The transcript is spliced from 3 exons.